AUGAUAUCUCGGGCUUUAACAUCCUCGAGUACAACUCUUUGUCUCGUUUUCCUCAUCUAUUUAUGUUUCUCUCCUUCAAGUUCAGGAAAUCCCAAUAAUUUCCUGAAGAGAGGAUCUUAUCUGUCUGUCGAAGAUGAUUCCGACCUGCUGAUUUCUUCAGACAACACGUUCACCUGUGGCUUUUAUGGUGUUGGUAAAAAUGCUUACUACUUCUCGAUCUGGUUCACCAGCUCCAAGGAGAAGACGGUUGCUUGGAUGGCUAACAGAGACAAACCCGUCAAUGGAAAGGGCUCUAAAGUUUCGUUUCUUCGAGAUGGUGCCUUCGUCCUCACAAAUGUCGAUGGCUCCAUUACUUGGGAGACCAACACCAGAACCACAGACGCUCAAACUGCAGAGCUUUUAGAUAAUGGAAACCUCGUUCUUAAGGACUCAUCUUUAAAAGUUCUUUGGCAAAGCUUUGAUUUCCCCUCAGAUACACUUCUUCCUCACCAACACUUCACCAAAAGUAACAAGUUGACUUCCAGGUUAGGAGGAGGGAAUUAUGGCACUGGAUAUUUCAGUUUCUUUUUCGAUACUGAUAAUGUCUUGAGAUUGAUAUAUGAUGGACCUGAUAUAUCAAAUGUGUAUUGGCCUAAUGUUGAUUUUGAUGCUUUUGGGAAUGGGAGAACCAACUUCAACAGUACUAGAAUUGCCAUGUUAAAUGGAACAGGAUGGUUUUCGUCGAGUGAUCGGUUGAGUUUCCGCGCUUCUGACUCGAGUUUCGGUAUCAAAAGGAGGUUGACAAUGGAUUACGAUGGUAAUCUCAGGCUCUAUAGUUUGAAUAUGGUGUCAGGGUUAUGGACCAUCACAUGGGAAGCUGUUAUGCAACUUUGCUCAGUGCAUGGACUUUGUGGAAGGAAUGGGAUAUGUGUUUAUACACCAAAACCGAAAUGUUCAUGCCCUCCUGGGUAUGAGAUGGCCGAUCCAAGUAAUUGGAACAAAGGUUGCAGGCCUAUGUUCAGUCGAAUCUGUUCUUUACAGUACCCUCAGCAGGUGAAAUUCGUGAAGCUACCACAUGUCGACUUUUAUGGGUUCGAUUCCUCUUUCAGUAUAGGCAUAUCUUUAGAAUCUUGCAAGAAGAAAUGCUUGGAAGAUUGCCGGUGUAAAGCAUUUAGCUAUAGGCUAACAGGGGAAGGAAGAUGCUUCACUAAAGUAGAGCUUUUCAAUGGCUACACAUCCCCAAAUUUCCCAGGGGACCUAUACUUAAAGCUCCCCAUGCAUAUACAAACAUCAGAAGCCAUCAUUCUCAAUGGCAGUAAUCAUACAUGCAAGUCAAAUGAAUCCACAAUGUUGAUAGGAUUAAGCUCUUCGUCUAUGUCGGAAACCCGAGGAAAAAGUGCGAGAUGGGUCUAUCUAUACUCCUUUGCCGCUGUCGUUGGUGCAAUUGAAAUGCUUUUCAUUGGAUUAUGUUGGUGGUUUCUUUUCAGACAUGGAAUUCCAUCUACGAUGGAAGAAGGAUAUCGUUUAUUAUCACAUCAAUUCAGGAAGUUCAGUUAUAUGGAGCUCAAGAAGGCAACUAAGAACUUCGAAGAAGAGAUGGGAAGUGGCGCUUCCGGGAUCGUAUUUAAGGGUGUAUUGGUGGAUGAUAGAGUGGUAGCAGUCAAGAAACUGGGAGAUUCAUAUCUAACAGAGGAAGUUUUCUGGGCAGAAGCGAACAUAAUUGGAAAGAUCAACCACAUGAACCUUGUGAGAAUGUUGGGAUUUUGUUUGGAACACAAGCAUAGACUCCUGGUCUAUGAGUACGUGCAAAAUCGAUCAUUGGACAAACAUCUUUUCUCAGGGAAUGUUAUUGGAUGGAAAGAGAGGUUUAAAAUUGCCUUAGGGACAGCUAAAGGAUUGGCCUAUCUUCACCAUGAGUGCCUAGAAUGGGUUAUACACUGUGACGUGAAACCUGAAAAUAUACUCUUGGAUGGUGACUUCGAACCCAAGAUUUCGGAUUUUGGACUAGCGAAGCUGUCUCAACGCGACUGUAACAACAAUGAAAUGUCUCGAAUUCGAGGAACGAAAGGCUAUAUUGCUCCCGAGUGGGCACUAAACCUUCCGGUCACUGCAAAGGUUGAUGUAUAUAGCUAUGGGGUGGUGAUUCUGGAGUUGGUGAAGGGCAUACGGCUCUCCCAUUGGGUGGUGCAGGAUGGCGACGAGCAGGAAACUGAGUUAACUAGAUUCAUCAAAGUGGUGAGAGGAAAAAUGCAAGGUGGAGAGGUUGCCUGGGUGAAUGAUACAGUGGAUACAAGAUUGAAUGGAGAAUUCAACUUAAUCCAAGCGGAGAAAAUGAUUGAAAUCGGAAUAUGUUGUGUCGAUGAAAAUAGAAAUAAGAGGCCAACAAUGGAUUCUAUAGUCCAAGCACUACUACAAUGUGAAGAUUCAUAAGCAUAGGAUCCACGAUCAGGUCUGAAAAUAGUAGCACUAGUUGAGCAAGUUUUUUAACCAAUCAAGUUUAUUCUCCAUGCACUGACGGAUGCAAGGCUUGUCUAAAAGAUGAACACGUGCUCCUCUGAAAUCCGAAUACACUGACGGAUGCAAGGCUUGUCUAAGAUGAAAAUGUGCUCCUUUAAAAUCCGAAUUUCUUUAUAUUAAUUGUGGUGUUCAUCCUAAAAUUGUAUUUGUACACUUCUCAUAUAAAAAUUUUCUAUUAUUAAUAUAUAUGUGUUUACUCUCAAAA
Molecule: messenger RNA, 2701 nt
Organism: Hibiscus syriacus
Lineage: Eukaryota; Viridiplantae; Streptophyta; Magnoliopsida; Malvales; Malvaceae
Product: putative receptor protein kinase ZmPK1
Exons: 1
Coding region: 1-2409 (802 amino acids)
Biological process (GO): protein phosphorylation; recognition of pollen
Molecular function (GO): ATP binding; protein serine/threonine kinase activity
Source: RefSeq, a predicted model, not a curated record